AUGGAGAACCGGGAUGAGAACCACAUUCCAGGUACGGACUUUAUCUUCAAGCAGGAUAUCAGAGAGAGUGAUAACCUGCGCACUGAUGGAGAUAUUGUGCUUGUACCGCAGCCGACCAAUUCACCUAAUGACCCUCUGAAUUGGUCCAAGCCCCGCAAGUACUGGCAUAUGCUGUUAGUUUUGAUCGUGACAGGAUUGACUGCUGCGACAUCUAAUAGUGCCAGUGCUGCGCAGAAUUCCUUAGUGGAUGAGUAUGGGUUCUCCUGGGGAGUUUUCAAUACCGGUGCCGGAGUACUAUUCAUUGGCAUCGGCUACUGGACUUUGUUAAGCUCGCCCAGUGUAUUUCUAUGGGGUAGCCGUAUCAACUACAUUGUUGGCUUGCUUCUAGGCAUAAUUGGUGCUGCAUGGUAUGCGAACGUCAAGACAAAUAGCGAUGCUAUUUGGAGUCAACUUUUUGCUGGCGCUUCAGAAGCAGUGGCUGAAGCAGUCGCCCAGCUUUCGUUGACGCAGAUUUUCUUUCAGCACCAGGCAUCCGAAGCCCUUGGUUUGUACAUUUUGGCGACAUCAGUAGGCACAUUUUUGGGGCCUAUGAUCGGUGGCUAUGCCGCCGACAACCUAGGAUGGCAGUGGGUGGGCUACCUUGGACUUAUCACCUCCGGCUUUAUGCUUGUGGUGGUUUACUUCGGUCUAGAGGAAACCUACUUUGAUCGUAAACAUUACGAACUCUGUCAUCCUAGUCCGGUUGCGCAGCGUGCUGCUGCCCACACCGUUUUGGAAGAUACAAAUUUGGUUGGUGAGAAGAAAGCGCAUGGAGAGAAACCAGGACAAGAAGAACAUCACUUCCAUCCGACUCUUAUUCCCUCCUCGUUAUCUGCCGAACAGAGUAGGAUCACCACCACCUACGAUGACUCUGUGAUCAGCGAUAGCCACUUGGAAAAGGCAGAGUAUGUCGAUCCGCCGAAAUCGUACUGGAAACGUAUUGCUCUUAUCACUCCCGCGGUUAACUUGAAGGGCUGGGGAUUCAAGCAGUAUGCUCACCGUUUGUGGCUGACACUCCGCGUGUUCAGUUUUCCAGCUGUAAUCUAUUCCGGUCUGCAAUGGGGUGCCCAAGACGCUUGGCUCACUUUCUAUAUUACGGCUGAGGACGACUACUGGGCAGAUGCUCCUUGGCACUACAGCGAUGCAGGUGUCGCGAUAAUGAAUAUUCCAACCCUAAUUGGUGCUGUUAUCGGCUGCUUCUACGGAAGUUACUGUGCGGAUUGGUUCGUGUUGUGGAUGGCUCACAGGAAUAAAGGUGUGCGCGAGGCGGAAAGCCGUCUGUACUUUUUGCUAUUGCCGGGACUUAUUGCCCCAGCGGGUAUGUUCUUAUUUGGUAUUGGAACCGAGCAUGGCUGGUCAUGGCCGCUACCUUACGUGGGACUUGGUUUCAUCGGGUUCGGCUGGGGCUGUGCAGGUGAUAUCUCAAUGAGCUACCUUGUCGACUGUUACCCAGAAAUGGUUUUGGAGGGCAUGGUUGGUGUAUCUGUUAUCAACAACACACUUGGUAUGAUCUUUUCUUUUGUCUGCGACACUUGGAUGGAUGCGUCCGGCCCUCAAAACACCUUCAUUGCCAUUGGCGUUUUGGAAUUCUUUUUCAUGGUAAUCAUGAGUAUUCCUAUGAUCAUCUGGGGUAAAUCUUGCCGUAAAUGGACAAGGGGGAUGUACUACUCUUUCAUCGACGCCCGCGACAACUUGGACAAGUAUCCCCAAACCCGAGGCGAUGUUUCUGCAGAGUCUUGUUCUGUCUCCUCCUGCACAGGUGAAUCGGAUUGUCCGACGACAGCUAAAUAA
This is a messenger RNA of Wickerhamiella sorbophila, 1830 nucleotides long. RefSeq lists its product as hypothetical. Bases 1 to 1830 code for a protein of 609 amino acids. The record is from RefSeq and is a predicted model, not a curated record. Gene Ontology annotation, biological process: transmembrane transport. NCBI's taxonomy places the organism in Eukaryota, Fungi, Ascomycota, Dipodascomycetes, Dipodascales, Trichomonascaceae. Gene Ontology annotation, molecular function: transmembrane transporter activity. The transcript has a single exon.